UUGUUCUCAUCUAUGAGGUUAAUGGCUAGCUUAAUAGUAUGUGUUGGGAAGGAGGAUGUGUUUGACUGCGUGUCAUGACAUAGCUUUUUAGCCCAUACGUAGAUCGUUAACUACUACGGUGUUAGCUACAAGAACGGAAGUUGGCUAAAAGUUGUGCAUUUAGCCUCCUCCUGCCUGGAUGUUAGAGCUGUGAUGGUGGUGUGUCCCCUGCCUUCAUUGUGACUCGUGUCCACCACCUUCCUCUCCCUGCCCAGUGUGUGUGCCACCAUUUCACCAUGACCCUGCAUCUUCUCCUCGUCCUGUCCCCUGUCCUUGGGCUCCUGGUGCUACCUUGUCUGUCAUCCCAUGUGGCCAGCCAGUUCAGCAUUGUGGCCAGCCAGACAAUGACAGAGCAAACCCAUUGCUCUGAAGCAUGCUCACUCAAUAUGACAUGUGAUCAUGCGGUCUUUUGGAAAGAGAAGUCCACCUGCUUUUUCUUGACAUGUCCAAAUUGCACCAACUGUAGCAGUAUCUCCGUCGCUGACCUGAUAAGGGAACAAGAAACAGACAUCAGUGUUUUUAAGAGAGACGCUAUACAUGUCACUCAGUCUUCAAGUUCCGUAACUCCGUCAGAAAGCCAACAUAAGAACACUACUGCGCAUAAAUUGACAGUCGGCAAUAAUGCCAAUCAAACUACACAAACCUCUGCCCUCAAUGAGGCCGGCUCUACCUCACAGCACAGCGAUGCUGGUCAGGCUCCAACUGCUGGAGACUCUCCUGAUGUCUUAACUGCAUCUACCAUGAAUGCAGCACCUUUGCCAGCUCUCAAGAAUGACACAGCAACUACACUAUCUGAGACAUCCCACAAGUCAAAGGUCCAAAGUCCAGUAACAACCACAGCCACUUCAGUAAAGCUGGAAUCUAUUACUGUUAUGACUCCACCAGCCAUCACACAGAUAAUGACAAUAACGGAAUCAGAAACCACAGCAACCACCACUAUGACUACUACCACCACAACAGCAAUGUCAUCUACUACCAAUACCACCACAACACAACCAACUACCACCAAAACAACAAUACCAACAACUGCCACCACAAUAAAAACAACAGCAUUACCGUCAACUACCACUCCAAAAACAACCACCACCGCAGACACGCCUACAGAUGAGAAGAAUCCGUCACCAACCAUUCCGGAGGCCCCCAGCUCUCAAGCUACCUCCGGAAAUGCCAUGGUUCCUUCAACCGCCACUGCUGAGGUCAGCACAAAAAGGCUGGACGAAGACACCAACAGAGCCAUUAUAGAUGUUGUUGCCGGCGAGAUUCUGACUCGCCAGUUGGUGGACACAAGCGCUCUAUUGGCUGUUCUCUUGUUUGGCCUCCUCUUCUUCCUAGUUACAGUUGUUCUCUUCCUCACACAGGCCUAUACGAGCUACAGGAGGAAAGACUACAACCAGGUGGACUAUCUCAUCAAUGGAAUGUAUUCUGAUUCAGGCGUUUAAAAGUGAUAGUUGAGUGUUUACAUUUCAACAUGGUUCGGUUAUUUCUAUUUUUACAUUUUCUUUAUCGGAAAGGGUUAAUAACAUACAUGAGUUAAGAGAUUGUCAAUGUUGCAGCAGCCUUUGCCCUAGUAUUGUGUAACAUUUCUGUCUUAAAGGUACUCCAGCAUACAGAGAUUAUUCAAAUGUAAGUUGCCCCUGCUGUUGUAUCACCACAUUGGUUUGUUAGUCCUAUAUUUCUAUGUCUUACAUUUCUAUGCAGAUUAGUAUUCCACCUCAAACCAAUAGGAUUAUGGCCAUAGACUGUUAAAUUUAAAAAAAAAUGGUGAAUAUCAUUCUGAGUUCUGUGGAAAAGGUUUAUUGGUGUAGCUUUAUUUACAUCUCUGGUAUUUCAUUUAUUGUACAUUUUUCACUUGUAUGUAUCCAUUGCUUUGUGUACGUUUUUGUACAUUUCUUCAUGUUAUUUUCCUUUGUUCACGACUUGCAUGUUUCCUUUGUUUACCAUUCCUGUCCUUGGAUUAAGAUUGAAGGCCAAAAUGAUCAUUGUAGCACUGAAGCACAUUAACGUUAAAGCCAAGGGAAUUGUCUAGCCAUUUAUGAACUCCAUUCCAUGACGAAGAAGAAGGAACGGUUAUAUGAUAACCAAGAGAGACUUUCCAAUGUGGAGGAACUUCUGUCAAGGUUGGAAACGGGUCUGAAGGCCUGUUAUGUGCCAAUUUAAAUCUUACUAAUGUGCUAUGAGAUGUUAUUUCCAGUAAAGAAAACAAUUAAGAAUGAAA
This is a messenger RNA of Oncorhynchus nerka (sockeye salmon), 2254 nucleotides long. RefSeq lists its product as uncharacterized. The coding region runs from base 276 to 1478 and encodes 400 amino acids. The transcript has 4 exons. NCBI's taxonomy places the organism in Eukaryota, Metazoa, Chordata, Actinopteri, Salmoniformes, Salmonidae. The record is from RefSeq and is a predicted model, not a curated record.